Molecule: messenger RNA, 1422 nt
Organism: Piliocolobus tephrosceles (Ugandan red Colobus)
Lineage: Eukaryota; Metazoa; Chordata; Mammalia; Primates; Cercopithecidae
Gene: PRAMEF12
Product: PRAME family member 12
Biological process (GO): negative regulation of cell differentiation; positive regulation of cell population proliferation; negative regulation of apoptotic process
Cellular component (GO): cytoplasm
Source: RefSeq, a predicted model, not a curated record
AUGAGCCUCCAGGCCCCACCCAGACUCCUGGAGCUGGCUGAGCAGAGUCUGCUGAGGGACGGAGCCUUGGCCAUCCCCACCCUGGAGGAGCUGCCCAGGGAGCUCUUUCCCUCACUGUUCAUAGAGGCCUUUACCAGGAGAUGCUGCGAGGCCCUGAAAACUAUGGUGCAGGCCUGGCCCUUCACCUGCCUUCCUCUAGGGUCCCUGAUGAAGUUGCAUCAUCUGGAGACCUUUCGAGCUGUGCUGGAGGGGCUUGAUGCACUGCUUGCCCAGAAGGUUCGCCCCAGGCGGCGGAAACUGCAAGUGCUGGACUUGCGGGAUGUGGAUGAGAACUUCUGGAGCAUAUGGUCUGGAGCUUCUGCACCCUCCCCAGAGGCCCUGAGUAAGAGACAAACAGCAGAGAACUGUCCAAGGCUGGGUGGGCAGCAGCCCUUGAUGGUGACCCUAGACCUUUGCUUCAAGAAUGGGACUCUGGAUGAAUGCCUCACCCGCUUCUUAGAGUGGGGCAAGCAGAGAAAAGGCUUACUGCAUGUGUGUUGCAAGGAGCUGCAGAUUUUUGGAAUGCCCAUCCACAGUAUCAUAGAGGUCCUGAACGUGGUGGAACUAGACUGUAUCCAGGAGGUGGACGUGUGCUGCCCCUGGGAGCUGUCCAUUCUUAUAAGGUUCGCCCCUUACCUGGGCCAGAUGAGGAAUCUCCGCAAACUUGUUCUCUUCAACAUCCAUGUCUCUGCCUGCAUUCCUCUAGACAAGAAGGAGCAGUUUGUCACCCAGUUCACCUCUCAGUUCCUCAAGCUGGACUACUUCCAGAAGCUUUACAUGCACUCUGUCUCUUUCCUUGAAGGCCACCUGGACCAGCUGCUCAGGUGUCUCCAGGCCCCCUUGGAGACGGUCGUCAUGACCGACUGCCUGCUGUCAGAGUCGGACUUGAAGCAUCUCUCUUGGUGCCCAAGCAUCCGUCAGCUAAAGGAGCUGGACCUGAGGGGCAUCACACUGACCCAUUUCAGCCCUGAGCCCCUCGCUGUUCUGCUAGAGCAAGUUGAGGCCAUCCUGCAGACCCUGGACUUAGAGGACUGUGGGAUCACGGACUCCCAACUCAGCGUCAUCCUGCCUGCCCUGAGCCGCUGCUCCCAGCUCAGCACCUUGAGCUUCUGUGGGAACCUCAUCUCCGCGGCCGCCCUGGAGAACCUGCUGCGCCACACCGUUGGGCUGAGCAAGCUGAGCCUGGAGCUGCCUGCCCCUCUGGAGAGUUAUGAUGCCCAGGGUGCUCUCUCCUGGGGGAGAUUUGCUCAACUUGGGGCUGAGCUGAUGAAGACACUGAGGGACUUAAGGCAGCCCAAGAUCAUUGUGUUCAGCACUGUCCGCUGCCCUCGCUGUGGCAUCAGGGCCUCCUAUGACCCGAAGCCCAGUUACUGCCUCUGCUGA